UAGAAUUGCCUGUUUCAACCAAAGCAAACGAAGUCUUCCACCAGCAGCUUGCUCACACUGUCUCAGUAUGUGUCGUUUGAUUCUAGCCCUCACAUUUGCACUUGCAUGGUUUUUAACUAUCCAAGCAGAUAUUUGCCAUGAGAAGUUCAAGCAAUCUCAGUUUCGGUGUGCGAAAGUCACAGCCCCUGACCGACAGUGUGUACUCAAAUGGUACGAAUGCGAUUCCGUAAUAGAUUGUGACGACUUCAGUGACGAAGAUCAUUGUGAAAAGGAACAUGCAGCAAACUGCAUCAAUGAUUUCGCUGGCAAACCUUUCGGUAGCUUCCAGUGCAAUGAUAAAAUGUGUAUUCCAGAAUACCAAAAGUGCGACGGGACAUCCAACUGUAUGGAUCAGAGUGAUGAAACAGGUUGCAAAUAAGUUCAAUCCAAUUAAAUUCAAGCUUAGUCAACUACAUACAAUUUGACCAAUGGCCAACCGAAGAGCCAGUUACUAUAACAAUAAUUAUGUGUCUAGUGUUAUAGCCUUUUUGCAUGAUGCUAUCGAUUUAUUACUCUCUCCAUGGUUUAACUCAAUUGGUAUAUAUUGGAUAUUGUGAAUUUUCAGUAGGAGUAGGGCUGAAGAAGGUUAAUUAAGGUAUCGUGUGAUGUAAUUUAUAAGUUAUUUGAUUUCAUUUGUUAUUGUUUCCCCCCUCCCCACCCCCUUCGGAUGCACCGUUAGGUAGGCCUACGAGUGCAAGUGUAUAAAUUAUUGUACAUUGUGUAUUGUGUAUUAUUAUCUCAUUGCAUGGCUCCUACAUGGUUAAUAACAGAUGGAAAAUAUAAAAUAUCAAUUGUAAAGCUUUGAUUCCAUGAAAUCGCUACGUCCUAUCACAUACAGUUGUCGGUGACGCUGAUUGGUCGGUGAAUCUUAAUGGAGCCUACCCUAUUUUGCUGGGGACAUCUUCGGUAGUGUAGCGAAUGCAGAGAAAACUGUUUAGCGGUAUCAUAGUGUACUUUUUUUACGAAAACUUAAAAACAACAUUACAGUGACGUCAUUAAUUAAAAAUUGUUUUUAAUCCGAUAUCACCAAUAAGAAAUAUCUUGAUUAUUUACCAUUGUUUUAUUAGAAACAGUUCUAUACACUUACAUUUUACCAUAAUUUUGUCAGUCAAUGUUCUAUUCAUUUGUGUACCUGUUAUCUCCAAGACAGAAGUUAAAUAAAGAAAGAAAACCUAAGAGAACCAGUGGCUUAAUCAUGUGGUUGCCAAAGGUGACUGAACACCCCCUUCUUGUUUAAACAUGAAAAUAGCAUAUUAAGUAAAUAUCAAAGUAAGGGCUGCUUUAGACGAUAACAACCGAUUUUAUAGUUUUGUCAGGUAGUGUAGUAUCGAAAUGCUCCAUCCUUGGCUUUGCUCAGUUCCAGUAGCGGAUUAAAGGGAGGGGGAGAGCCACCCCUCCCCCUACCUUGUUUUUUUUUUUAAUGGAGAUAUAAAGAAAAUUUUAAUCAAAUUUUAAGUCUGGGAGUGCAAUUUUCGGCCAUCAGGUGCCAUAAUCACAAAUUUUCUUGGUAUAGAUCCUCCAUCUGUGAAAGCACCUCCCCGGGCUCCUCUAUUUUGAAUUCCUGGUUCCACCAAUGAGUUCAGUGGAUAUAAUGCCCUAAGUUCUAUUUAGCACCCACAUUUGCCAAUGGAUACAAAUGAUAUUGAAUUUUAAUAGAAAAAUAUAUAUAUAUUGAUAGAUAGGCCUAGUAGUAGUGGAGUAUAAAACUUAAUAUGAAAUUAGUUGGAUUAUUAGACUUCAUUGUAUAGAGCGCUUUAAAAAUGCUUGUUUAUUAUUAUUAUUAUUAUUAUUAUUAUUAUUAUUAUUAUUAUUAUAAUUAUUAUUAUUAUUAUUAUUAUAUCUAUAAUGUCAUAUUUCGAUGGUAAUAAAUCAUUGCUUAAAUACAUUACAGGAUAUAAAAGUGCUGUUAUUUUUUUGUUUUGUUUUGUUUUGUUUUUUUUCGUAUUGUGUUUGCAUUCAGAUGACGGAUUGACGGGCCUAAGCCCUAUCGAUUGUCAUCUUGACGUAAUAAACCAGACCGACGCCGGAUUUCCAGUACACUGGACACGGCAUUCCGGACCUCCUAGCCCCGGGUGGAAAGAUAACCGCAUCUUCAUUAACAUGCAUUGGUUUUCCUGAAGUGUUAGAGAUUUAGUUACAUUCAUUGACGGUGAUGACAUGAAAAACUAUGAGAAAUACUCUUACUGUUGUGAAAGAAGAGUCGUUGACAAGUCUGAGUCCGACAAAACCUGAUAGAGGUUUUUAAUUUAAAAGCAUAAUUAGACCUACAUAAAUACACACAAUUAUUAACAUUAUGUUUCAGUUGUUUUAGCACAAUUAUAGUAAAUAUAUCUUUAAAUUAUGGACUAUAAGUAUUACUCUAUUCCAAUUUAAAUAUUAAAACAACAAUGUUGAGGCAGUACGUUUGUAAAGCUUCAGUUUGUGGAUGGGUUUCUUUUUUUCUAUUUUUGUUAAAUCUUAAUGUGUGUUUUUUCAUUCGAUAAGAGCAUGUUUCUAAAAAAAUCUUUAAUUAUCACCAGUUUCUUCAUAUCAAGGUUAUAUUAUCAUAUCUUCAAGUUUCCGUAUUUAAAUAAUCAGAAAAUAUUUUAAUG
Molecule: messenger RNA, 2630 nt
Organism: Anneissia japonica
Lineage: Eukaryota; Metazoa; Echinodermata; Crinoidea; Comatulida; Comatulidae
Product: very low-density lipoprotein receptor-like
Exons: 3
Coding region: 68-418 (116 amino acids)
Cellular component (GO): plasma membrane
Molecular function (GO): protein binding
Source: RefSeq, a predicted model, not a curated record